AAUCACUCUGGCCCUGUGAGUGAAUUUAUUCUUCUUGGAUUCCCUGGUACCUGGAAGAUUCAAAUUCUCCUCUUUUCAUUCUUCUCGGUGAUCUAUGUCCUGACACUAAUUGGAAACUUGUGCAUUAUCAGCGUUGUGUGGUGGGAUCACCACCUCCAUAUCCCCAUGUACAUCCUGCUAGCUAAUUUUUCUUUCCUAGAGAUCUGGUAUGUCACUUCUACUGUCCCCAACAUGCUAGCCAACUUUCUCUCUGACACCAACACAAUCUCCUUCUCUGGCUGCUUUAUUCAGUUCUACUUCUUCUUCUCUAUGGGCACCACUGAGACUUUCUUCCUUUCUGCCAUGGCUUAUGACAGGUAUCUUGCUAUAUGCAAGCCCCUUCACUACCCCACAAUCAUGACAGUUCAACGCUGCACCAGAAUGGGAGCUUGCUGCUGGGUAUCUGGAUUCUCCUGUUUCCUCUUACCAGUUUAUCUCAUAUCCCAACUGCCCUUUUGUGGCCCCAAUACUAUUGAUCACUUUUUAUGUGACCCAGGACCCCUUAUAAAGUUAGCCUGUGUGCCAGCUCCUGCCACUGAGAUAACCUGUGCCAUCUUUAACUCUGUCCUCAUUUUCUCCACCUUCCUCUUCAUUACCAGCUCCUACACCCUGGUGAUCAGAGCUGUACUAAGGGUCCCUUCAGCAGAAGGUCGACGUAAAGCUUUCUCCACAUGUGGCUCCCAUCUGGCUGUAGUAUCCUUGUUCUAUGGCUCUAUUAUGGUGAUGUACGUGAGCCCAACAGCAGACAAUCCCUCUGGGAUUCAGAAAAUUGUGACUUUAUUUUAUUCUGUGAUGACUCCAUUUUUCAAUCCAUUAAUCUAUAGCUUCAGAAAUAAGGAGAUGAAGAAGGCCCUGAAAAAAAUGUUCAGGGUUAUCAGAUUUGGUCCAAAAAAAACUCUCAAAAAUUAG
Molecule: messenger RNA, 948 nt
Organism: Suncus etruscus (white-toothed pygmy shrew)
Lineage: Eukaryota; Metazoa; Chordata; Mammalia; Eulipotyphla; Soricidae
Product: olfactory receptor 11H6-like
Exons: 1
Coding region: 166-948 (260 amino acids)
Biological process (GO): G protein-coupled receptor signaling pathway
Cellular component (GO): membrane
Molecular function (GO): olfactory receptor activity; G protein-coupled receptor activity
Source: RefSeq, a predicted model, not a curated record